AUGAGAACUCUCAGGCAGAGGAUAACUGAACACAUGGUGUCUGUGAGUGAUGAAUCAAGUGAAGAUGAAGCGGAAAUUAAGUGGGAAGAACAGCAAAUAAAGAAAGCUGUUAAGCUCUCUCAGGAAAUUUAUGAUGAUGCUUCCCUGCGUAAAUCUCAACCAGCUAAACCAAAGUUUGAUCCCUCUGUUUCUCUACCACCUGUCAAUUUGGAAAUUGUGAAGAAGCGACUGACUGAAAGGAUAACAUCAUUGCAGGAUGUGCACCGUGCUCACCAGAGGGAGUAUGAAAAAUGCAUGGAGGACAUUGAAAGUUCAAAGAUGACUGUGCAGGAGUUGGAGAAGUCUUCAGAUGCAGCUCUGAAUUACAAAUUCUACAGAGCCAUGAAAACAUAUGUAGAAAACUUGAUAAACUGUUUGAAUGAAAAACUGAAAUACAUUAAUGAGCUAGAAUUGGCUGUACAUGUACUUCUUCAGCAACGAGCCAUUGCAGUAUUGAAACGAAGGCAAGAGGAGCUGAAAAAUGAAUCUGCUUAUAUUCGACAUCUGACAAGUGGGACGGACAAACCAACUAACGGCGGUUUGGAAGGUGAUGAGAAGACACAGCUUCUCGAAAUGUGUGAACAUCGAAGGACUUGCAGGCGGCAAGUGAGAGAGCAUUCAGGAGAAGGUGAUCACCAUGAAGGUAUGUCGAGUGAUGAUGAGCUGACUUCGACAGAGGUGACUGAGUUCCAGAAGAGCAAAGAUAACGUUUUAGAGGAUAGUAGGAAAAUCUUUGAAGAUGUACAUGCAGAUUUUUGUGACAUCAGAAAAAUCCUGUUGAAAUUCCAGGAAUGGAAAGAGAAGUUUCCUGACUCUUACUGUGAUGCUUAUAUCAGUUUCUGCCUGCCUAAGCUGUUAAAUCCAUUGAUCAGAGUUCAGUUAAUAGAUUGGAAUCCUCUUGAGAAUUUUAUGAAGUUGGAAGAGAUGCCCUGGUUCAGAGCUAUAGAAGAAUUCAGUGAUGCCAAAAAUGUAUCUGAACCAAAAAGGGAUGAUGAUACCGAUCAAGAAGUUUUGCCUAAAGUGAUUGAAAAAACUAUUCUUCCAAAAAUUACAG
Pterocles gutturalis (yellow-throated sandgrouse) is the source of this 1093-nucleotide messenger RNA. RefSeq names its product GC-rich sequence DNA-binding factor 2 (gene GCFC2). Gene Ontology annotation, biological process: mRNA splicing, via spliceosome. Gene Ontology annotation, molecular function: DNA binding. The record is from RefSeq and is a predicted model, not a curated record. The annotation marks the transcript as partial. The transcript is spliced from 9 exons. NCBI's taxonomy places the organism in Eukaryota, Metazoa, Chordata, Aves, Pterocliformes, Pteroclidae. Gene Ontology annotation, cellular component: nucleus.